AUGCGCCUGACGGAUAGCACUCGAGUCAACAGCAACCUGACGACUAGAUAUGGACUCACGCAGUCACCCCAUCCGACAGCAAGGACUUUGCGGCUCUCACUAGAAGCCGACUUUCGCUCGAAGGAUGCAAUCGAAACCACCGUCAGAACCAGAUCGCAUCCCAUACACAGGACUUCUACGGGGCCUUUGAUUCUAGCCAAACCCGCCAUUGACGCGUCAUCACUCUUCCUGCAACCCAAUAGAGUGGCACCUGAUAUUCUACAUGACUUGGAAGCAUCAGACUUCCUGGAUAAUCAGUUGUAUCACCUCUCAGCACUCGCGCCCUUGAUCAAGGCUCUCGAAAUUCGAAUGUCGCGUACGAUUGGCAUAGUCGGCACACACGGAAGGAGAAGGCAAACCGUUGUCAAGGAAGCUCGGCAUCCACGCACUCAGCGACAGCGCUCCCGAGACUCGCAGUUGAACAGCCUCCCGACAGGCUCCUUCAUUCGAGUCUCUGGCUGGCAUCCGCAGAACGGCCACCCACCCACUUCCUCAAACGCAUGUUCACGCGCAUCUUCCCCAACGCGUAAUCCGCACCUUCUGGACAACGUACGCUGUCUGCUGGCAGGUGUUCCGGUUCCACGAGGCUCCUACAGUCCACUCGACGAUCUGGCUGUAGCACAGCAACCACGAAGAACGAACGCCUUACCAAAGGGCUCCCAUAAGCAGAAGUUGAACGACAACCACAUGAGCAUAAAAUACCACAUCCAGCACCUCCGCUUUAGCUGCGCUUCUCCUUCCGCUGGCUCCGAAUGCCGCGUCCCCUCAGCCUGCGAAAGUCCAGAAGCUUCUAGAGCGAAAGAAAAGGGAAAAUCAGCACUAUGCGCGAUUACGAUUGACCUAGCAAGAUAG
Molecule: messenger RNA, 891 nt
Organism: Pseudocercospora fijiensis CIRAD86
Lineage: Eukaryota; Fungi; Ascomycota; Dothideomycetes; Mycosphaerellales; Mycosphaerellaceae
Exons: 8
Coding region: 1-891 (296 amino acids)
Source: RefSeq, a predicted model, not a curated record